Messenger RNA from Saccoglossus kowalevskii, 1890 nucleotides. RefSeq lists its product as uncharacterized. The record is from RefSeq and is a predicted model, not a curated record. Lineage: Eukaryota; Metazoa; Hemichordata; Enteropneusta; Harrimaniidae.
GUGAGCCCCGCCCUUGCCACACACCGAUGGACCGUACAACGCCGUACCGUAUUACAUCCAGUCAAACAGCCAGUUAAAGCCAUACAUCGGGUGUGAAACGAACGAGGGUUCUGUACCCACCAACAAGUGAAUACCAGGAGCAACUGACUCAAGUUUGUACGAGUUAACUGGCGAUAAUUUGCAAGAACACGAUGAUUUGGCGACUACUGUUAACGGUAGUCCUUCUGACCGCAGGAUUACUCCGCUGCCAGGGACAAACAGCGACAUCCACAGUGGAAUAUACAAGUACGACAGGAGAUGUCACUGAUGCACGUUCAACAGAAAAUCCAACAACAACAACCACAGCAGAAGUAACAACAACAUUACAACCAACAACAACAACAACAACAAUAACAACAACAAAACAACCAACAACGUCGUUAAAAACUACCACACAAAUGGCUACAACAUUAAUGUACAGGGAACCAUCCGAAGAUCUGAUUGCAGAAGGUGGCGUUGAAGUCGAAUUAGAGGCAGUGCUAUCUACGACUGCCACGGAGAUUUUUGAUGAAGAUGAAUUUCGAAAAGUAAUGGCUGAAUAUGCCAAUAUAUGGUGCACUGAAGAUCCUGAUAACUGUGAGACAGCGGAUCCACUUAUGGUUCAUGCAAACGACGUUGUUGUGUAUGAAACGAGUGACUGUUCGGAUACUGACUACGAUUGUGUUGAUGACGGCAAUAUUGUAGUUGGAUUCUACAUCACUAAACCCUCAGCUUCUCAUGAAGUCUUGAUGACGAGUGAAUCACUCGAAGCGAUGCUGCGGACAUACGAGGAGGAAAUAGAAGCAGAUCUUGGUUAUGGAAUAGUACCACCAAAAGAAGUGGAAGAAGAGGAAGAUAGUUCUGGAUUGGAACCGUGGGUGAUUGCCUUAAUAUGUUUCCUAAUUCUAUGCGUCAUCGUGUUGAUCAUUAUUCUGGUAGUAAGGAAUCGCAGACAAAAAAGAUUGGCCAACAUGCCAAAAGAAGAGUUUGACUUGGUUUUGAAUGGAACAGGCGCUUCACCUGUACCAGGUCAUGGUAAGCAAAAGAAAGAUGAAAGUACCUUAGUCUACCAGGCUUGGAUUUUAAGAGCCAUGCAAGAAGAUGAAAUUGGAACGCAAGUACGAUCCGCCGAUAUAUUAAGAGCCAUGAAAGAAGAUGACGUGGGUACACAGGUGCGAACAGCUGACAUUGUAAACGAAAUGAAAAAAGCCCCAUUAGUAACGCACGUUGACGAGACUAAAGAUCACAGUCCAAGCUCGGCAAGAGCUAGUAUUCAAUCAGGGUCAUCAAGUGAUGACGACAAUAAUAUGGUACCACCAGAAUAUGAGAAAAUCAUUGAUCCCGGGCCGUCAAAAGUACAAAAAGAGCCAGAACCCCAAGCUGCUGUAACAGUAAGCGUGACAGCAACAAAAGACGCACCGGGCAAAGAUCCGUCAGCAUCAGUUACUGUAACAGCAACAAAAACUGUUACAGAUCCACCGCCACCACCCCCUCCUCCAGCGACUGAACCGCCACUGGACGACACACUACCACCACCACCGGAAAUGGAGGCGCUGCAAGAAUUUGACAAACUUAUUGAUAACAACGAUUCUCCUGUUCCAGCAGCCGCUUACGAUAAUCCCGCAUACGAAGUAAUUAAUCAUGAGACUGGCACUGGUUUACAAGAUGGGUCACUGGUAACAGCACUAUAGGAACUUUAAUAACAAGUAUUAUGUAGAUUAGCUCAGUUGAUUUUAAAUAUGUUUGUAUUGUAUUUAAGGUGGCGAGAGGCGGUUAGGGUCCAAUCUGAUUAAAAUCUGAUGUAGUGUACGGGCUUUAAUUAUUGUGGCUAUAAACUUAUUUUAAAUUUAUUUUUUUAUUACUUUUGUUAUU